AUAAUACACGAUGCUUGGCAAGCACAGUGAAGCAAAAAAUCGUUGAUUUCUGCAGAGGGAAAACUGCGACUACGAGGCGGUGUGCUGCGUGAAUUGCGUGAAGACUGCAGAGGCUGAAGCAUGUAUCAUCCCACCAGAGGUGGCGUUCGCGGUGGUCGAGAUCAGUUCAGUUGGGAUGAUGUUAAAGUUGAUAAACAUAGGGAGAACUAUCUUGGUCACAGCAUCAAGGCUCCUGUUGGCCGAUGGCAGAAAGGUAAAGAUCUGUUUUGGUAUGCAAGGGACAAAAAGUCCAUGAAUGCGGAGAUGGAGGCUGCGAAAGAAGAAAUUAAAAGAAUUAAGGAAGAGGAGGAGCAGGCAAUGAGGGAGGCCCUUGGCUUAGCUCCUAAGCGUGCAAGCCGUCCUCAAGGUAACAAGCUUGAUAAACAUGAGUACUCAGAGCUGGUGAAGCGUGGGUCUACAGCUGAGGAUGUGGGUGGAGGCCAUGCUGACGCAGCAAGGGUUGAUGGCCUUGGUUUUUCAAGAGCACCCCGCCCUUGGAACGAAUCUAGUUCUUCAAUGUCCACAAUCACAGAGAGUCUACCGAAAGUGGAAGAAGCAUCGAUGGCAGUUCAAUCAGCGAGGAGGACUGAACAAGAAGAAGAAUCAGAAGAUGAAAAGAGCAGAAGAAAGAGAAAGAGGCACGAGGAGAGGAAGCAAGAGAGACGAGAAAGGCGUGACAAGAGGCAUUCUCGUGAUUCCGAUGACAGGAAGAUGCACAGGAAAGAGAAGGAGAGGAGGAGACAUGAUUCUGAUUGAUCAAAUGUCUUCUUACUUGUGCACUUUUUCUCAUCAUUUUAUGCCAAGUAACUUGCUGAUUUUAAUAUUGUAUUUUAUCAUAUUUUUAUACAAUUCAAUAUUGUAUUUUAUAUCGGCAACUUCUUCGCAGUUCCUAACUCUUUGUAUCCGUAUGCAUGUAGUUAUUACUUGUCACCUUAUGCGUCUCA
Messenger RNA from Prosopis cineraria, 983 nucleotides. RefSeq lists its product as uncharacterized. Bases 121 to 795 code for a protein of 224 amino acids. NCBI's taxonomy places the organism in Eukaryota, Viridiplantae, Streptophyta, Magnoliopsida, Fabales, Fabaceae. The transcript is spliced from 4 exons. The record is from RefSeq and is a predicted model, not a curated record.